CGGAACAUUCAAAUUUCUAAGCAGUGCCACGUGCCUAUACGACAGGUUCCAUUCAUAAUCAUUCUACUAGUUGUUGACAAUUGUCGGAAGGAGAAUUGUAGGCAAUAUAUGAUUGUUUAGUGGAUACAGGAGAAGUGUGAAAAAAACAACCUGCUGCAGUGUGGUCAGUGUUUUGCUGAGAGCCCUUCAUAAAGUCCACGUCAGAUUAAGUAACAAUCCCUGUGUCUAAAAGCCAACACUGCGGUGUCGAAGUACUCAUGUAAUACUGGCCAUAGUGAAGUGAGAAACGAAUGCGAAUGCGGCGCCCAAGUAUCUAGUCACUUACUUCGAUUGUUCAACUACCAAAGAUGGUAAUGCAGAACCAACGCAAUUGCAAUAAUUUGAGUAACAACAGCAGAGAUUGCAGUGUAAGGACUGCGAGUAAACUACUGCAAAAAGAUGGAGUGUGGUCCUUAAUUGGAAACAGUGUCCUCAUUUCCCUAUUGUGGUGUCUAUUCCAAGUUGGAGCUCAUGCAGGCAAUGUUGAAGGCGUGGAUGAUUCGAUACUAUUUAAGAUGAGAUGGAAAAAUCCUCUACCCACACUGGAUCCACUACCCCGGGAAUUUCAGAAUCACGAUAUGAUUCGUAUGAUGAGCUCGGACAAGGAACCCUAUGUAUGCUUUGUGCCACGGCAUCUCGAAGUAAAGGCAAGUGAAGCAACCACCCGAAAUUACAAUGGUCCCACACCACUUGAGCUACUUGAACCGCUGCUCGCAAACCGCGUGUGCAGAUACAAGUUGGAUCAUUACUGGACGUACCAGCUGUGUCACGGGAAAUCACUUCGACAAUACCACGAGGAUACCACGAGUACAAAAGUGCAUAUCGUUGAGUUCUACCUCGGAAAGUACGAUCUCGAUAUGAUGAAGGCCGACAAUGAAAAGUACAAGGCAGAAUUUGCAGAGCGUCUUAAAACUCCAACGCUUUCGAGAGCACCGACUGUUAAAAUUGACGGAGUCGAUCACCCUUAUUUUGCUGUUAAUAUGUCAUAUGGUACGCUUUGUGAUAUUAAUCAACGCCCGCGCAAUACGCAGGUGUGGUACGUUUGUGACCAGAUGAGUGACCACGACGUGCACUCGUUUGAGGAGCCUGCGUCCUGUACGUACAGAGUCGUCGUCAGAACGCCUUACCUAUGCAAACAUCCUGAUUAUAGAGUGGAAGUGGCUCCAGAGAAUGAGAUUUCCUGUCAUCCUGAAAUCAAGCUCGAUAGUAAACUGCAACAACAAGAACCAAUCGCCGAUGCAGCUGCCUCUGACGCUGAAGAUGGUACCGAACGCUUUACGAAUGUAAGCGGCGAGAAUGACGAGAGCUGUGGACCUGUGAGCAGUAGCGACAAUGGACAGAUUCUCACUGGUAACAGUCCGCAAGGAUCGUGUAAGGCAACGCCAGCCUCUUCCAUUAAAGAAAGUUCCGGCCGACCAUUGGCGGAAGGUUCGACGAAUGCAAAUGAGCCCCAGAGACUUAGGGAAAUGGUCCGAGAGAACGAAGAAUUUCGCGAGAGUGCCUUACAAGAGUCAGAUGGAGGGAGUCUUGGAGAUGAUGUUAAGCGCACGUUGAAGAUCUUUUUUUUACCUCAGGAAGACGAGCCCCGGCCGGAAACCCCUCCACCUCAUGAUCAGAGGCACGUUGAACGUUUUCUCAGUGGUGACUACUGCCUACAAGGGGGUACAGGUUGGUGGAAAUAUGAAUUUUGUUAUGGCAAACGGGUGAGCCAAUUCCACGUUGAAAAAGGGAAACGUACCCAAGAAAUUCUACUAGGACGUUGGAAUCAGCGAAACCAUCGGGCCUGGGUAGACGCAAACCCGUCGAAAAAGGUAGCUGUUGGCAUCAACUCUGUGACCCAUUUCUAUAGUGAAGGCGACAUCUGCGAAGUGACAAGGAUACCUAGAACAGUUAAAGUUAAACUGAUUUGCAAAUCCAUUAAGGGCCAUCCGGAUGCGGUGAGCAUCUUUCUUCAAGAGCCAAGACCAUGCGAAUACACGUUGACCGUUGAAAGUUCCAUUGUUUGUCACGUGCAAGACAUGGUUGACGAUUACGGACUGCCUGCCGAUGAGACACCUAUCGAUAACCAUUACCAGCAUAGAACAACCACUGAGGCCACAUUGCCACAGGUUCCAACAGCUGCCCCACAAACGACCGAAGUUACUCCGUCUAGACGCGAUGUUGAUGUCGAAGAUGAUGAAGAUGUCGAUGUAAUUGACGAAGAUACUCCAGGAGAAAGGAACAACGCUUCUCCCUCGAAAGGAGAGGACGCCGAGGCGGAGGACGGCGCCAGACCGGCGCGAGCUACACCAUCACAAAACAGCGGCAAUAAGCCACCAUCGGGCGUGUAAACACUUUGAUAUCCCUCACUGCUGGUAGCUGUUGCUCCAGUAGAUCUCGUCUUUAGUUGGUAUGGAGGAGAUCGUGCAUUUUUCCAAUGAAUUGUUCAAAACAUGUUUUAAAAAAAAAUGUUUUAAGAAUAGAAUAAGUAGAAUGUGGAUAAUACUUUUGAAUAGGGAAUGCUGUUUUAGGAAAAACAAUAUCUUCAAUCUCAUGUGCAGAUGGUAACGCCAAUUGUGGAUUCUUGCAGUGCAUGAGGGUUACUGUGAUUAGCGAUGGUUACGUAAACGGCGUGUGAAAUGCGUGAGAAGCCGUACAUAUUCUAAACUUAAAAGCUUCUGUUAAACGGAAGCUGUCGGGAACCAGUCGUGAUUUUCGCAACGGAGUUGACUAAGAAAGCAACCUUGAAAAUUGGGACAAAACUAGACAUAUAAAACACAAUAACUACAAUCAAGAGUCAAAUCAAUACAUCAAUCAUGCUGGAGAAUUGGUUAUCACAAAAGCAAGGUUAGUAUACUUGCAGACCAAGCAGAUAUGUAAUAGAAGAAUUGUAUAAUAUAAAGGAGUGGCAUGUGUAUUUAAAUGUAUCACGUGACUAGUUCUUGUAUUUGUCUAGUAGGUAUUGAAAUAAAAUUGCCAUUACACGUCUUUUAUUGGAUGUUGGAGAGAGUAAGGUUAGUUCUAAUUGACCACACUACAGUAGCUACUGGAUUCCUUGCCAUAUGUGCCACGUAUUAACAUGUCACUAGUACAUAUCCAAAUGGAUAAUUGCGAUGACUGCUCAUCGUCCUCUACUCCUUCUGCGUAAUCUAUGCACAAUUACUUAUUCGAGCUGUCAAAUUAAUACGUGGGUUUUGGACCGGUUAGUACAAUGAAAAACGAGACUGUAACUAUCCUCCUAACAUACAUACUCAACUUUACGCGCUUUCGAAAGGAUGGCAACUAGCAAUUAUAAUAAAAAUAAAAAUUCUC
Messenger RNA from Varroa destructor (honeybee mite), 3330 nucleotides. RefSeq names its product endoplasmic reticulum lectin 1. Gene Ontology annotation, biological process: endoplasmic reticulum unfolded protein response; retrograde protein transport, ER to cytosol; ERAD pathway. The record is from RefSeq and is a predicted model, not a curated record. Gene Ontology annotation, cellular component: endoplasmic reticulum lumen. NCBI's taxonomy places the organism in Eukaryota, Metazoa, Arthropoda, Arachnida, Mesostigmata, Varroidae.